Messenger RNA from Rana temporaria (common frog), 1076 nucleotides. RefSeq names its product thymocyte nuclear protein 1 (gene THYN1). NCBI's taxonomy places the organism in Eukaryota, Metazoa, Chordata, Amphibia, Anura, Ranidae. The record is from RefSeq and is a predicted model, not a curated record. The transcript has 8 exons. Bases 255 to 929 code for a protein of 224 amino acids. Gene Ontology annotation, cellular component: nucleus.
CAUGUUUGGAAGCUCCGACGAAGUGCACGCUGGGAAGUGAAGUCCUGGGCAGCGGCCUCGUCAGUGUGUGGGAUCAGCUGACGGACUACAUUUCCCAGAACCGCCCACGGGAGGGGCGCUGCCAGUUUUGAGGGCGCUGAUUGGCUGGAGAGGGAGGCACGGGAGAAGCAGCAGUUAGGUAAUGAUGGGAGGAGGGGACAAGAGUGAGAGGAGUCCGGUGUAGCUUGCAUAUCACUACCCCGUAGGGGUGAACCAUGCCACCGACAAAGAGAAAGCGGAGAGCCCCACCAGCCAAAGAUUCCAAGGAGUUGAAUGACGAAAAGGAAGAUUCAGGUGCAGAACAAAAGGUUAAAGGGCGGAGGAAGGCGGCAGCGUCUGUGGGGUCCAGCUCCAGUGAGAAGCAGAAAGAAGAAUAUCGUUAUUGGCUUAUGAAAUCUGAGCCAGAGAGCCGAAUAGAGAAAGGAAUGGACAUGAAGUUCGGAAUUGAAGAUUUGAAGGCCCAACCUGACCAGAUAGCAUGCUGGGACGGAGUGCGAAAUUAUCAGGCUCGGAAUUUCCUGAGACAAAUGAAGGUCGGCCAGGAGGCGUUUUUCUAUCACAGUAACUGUAAGGAGCCCGGUAUCGCUGGGGUUGUAAAGAUUGUGAAGGAGGCAUACACAGACCACACUCAGUUUGAGCCGAAGAAUCCUCAUUAUGAUGCUUCCAGCACCCGGGAGAAUCCAAAAUGGUCCAUGGUGGACGUGCAGUUUGUACGGAUUCUGAAACGUUACAUCCCAUUGGCAGAGCUGAAGCAGCUACAUCAGAAGCACAAGACGUCGGACGGCCCUCUGCGACACAUGGCGCUCUUUACCAGAGCUCGGCUCUCCGUACAGCCCCUCAUACAAGAAGAGUUUGACUUUGUGUUGAGCCUGGAAGACAAGAAGCUCUAGAAGAGGUUCAAUGGAAACUCGCCUUCCUAUUCUGUUUACUGAGAAGAACUAUUGGCACUUGUUUUUUAGUUUUUGUACUUUUUUAAAUGCAUUUCUUAUAUUUCAAUGUGUUUAUCUGCAAUGAUUAAAAAGUUAUUCUCCUGACAA